Molecule: messenger RNA, 846 nt
Organism: Triticum turgidum subsp. durum (durum wheat)
Lineage: Eukaryota; Viridiplantae; Streptophyta; Magnoliopsida; Poales; Poaceae
Source: the annotation of a GenBank genome assembly
AUGGCGGGCGUGGGGGCCGGGACAGGGGCGUUGGGCUCCGUAAUCCUCAAGCUCGCCACCUUGCUCGGCGACGAGUACACGAUGCUCAAGAGGGUGCGCAAGGACAUCGCGUUCCUCGAGCGCGAGCUACGGAGGAUGCAGAUCCUGGUGAAUGCUCUGGCCGACAUGGAGGGGCUCGACGAGGUGGCCAAGGAUUGGAAGGGCAGCAUGCGCGACCUCAGCUAUGACAUGGAGGAGUGCAUCGACCGCUUCAUGCUCCGCCUCGACAACGGCGAAUCCAAGCCCGGCUUCGCCAAGAGGACCGCGCGCCAGCUCAAGACGUUGUUCACGCGACAUGGUAUCGGGACCCAGAUUAAGGAGCUCAAGGCCCGCGUCACGGAGGAGAGCGAACGGCGGAAGCGGCUGAAUCUCGACAACUUUGUUGUGAAUCCAACAAAGCAUGUGGUGAUAGAUCCCCGGCUAGCUGCGUUCCACGGGGUGGCCAAGGGCUUGGUGGCCAUGGAGGGGCGCAUGGAUGAGGUUAUCUCUUUAUUGAAGGAGGAGAGGGCGGAGCUGAAGGUGGUGGCCAUUGUUGGGGGUGGGGGGCUGGGAAAGACUACCCUUGCCAUGGAAGCCUAUCGCAAGAUUGGAGGAGGUUUCCAGUGCCAAGCUCAUGUGACGGUGUCACGCACCCUCGAUCUCAAGAAGCUCUUACAUGAUGUCCUAUCUCAAAUCGACCAAGAUACAUUCAGUCAAUGCAAGAGUUGGGAGGAAGAUCAACUAAUCCGUCGGAUCAAACACAUAUUGACAAAUAAGAGGUAUAUGGAAAGAACAAGACUGGAAAAUUAUCGAAGCGAUGUUUCCUAA